AUGGCACAAGUCGAAUGUCCAGUUUGCUCGCGUAAGUUUGCAGAAGAUGCGAUAGAAUCGCACGUCAUCCAGUGCUUGGACGAACAGCAGUACAAGGAAGAUGAAAAGCUGGCCCGGCAACUCGAGCGAUCGUCAGAUUCUUCUUCCUCCUCCUCCUCUUCUGACUACUCCGGCACUACCGGGUUGGACGUGAACAGACCGCACGACGGCGUGCUUGGCACGUUGAAGACCGACCCCACGAACACGCUGCUGGCCGGGACCGACGCAAAGGAAGCGCUGCUCGAGUUGCUCGAGGAGCGACACCAAUUGGGCCCGCUCAUCAUUCUGAUCGAGGACGCCCAUCGGCACUUGUUUGGCUGCUUCCUUACAACCCCGCUAAAGAGCCAAAAGAAGCUGUCUUCCUUUACCGGAACAGGCGAGGCUUUCCUGUUCACGCUUCGGCCUGAAUGUGAAGCCUUCCGGUGGAGCGGGGUCAAUGGCUACUACGUGGCCACCUCUUCGGAAUCGAUAUGCAUCGGAUGUGGUGGCGGCGGAUUCGGUCUGCGCGUUGGGUUGGAGGGGGACGUGACGCAGGGUGCAUCGAGCCCGUGCGAAACCUUCUUCAAUCCAACCCUUUCCGGCUCCGAGUUCUUUGAUUGUCGAGCCGUCGAGGUGUGGCGGCUCGCCUAG
Molecule: messenger RNA, 669 nt
Organism: Acanthamoeba castellanii str. Neff
Lineage: Eukaryota; Discosea; Longamoebia; Acanthamoebidae
Product: TLD protein
Exons: 5
Coding region: 1-669 (222 amino acids)
Biological process (GO): DNA repair
Molecular function (GO): DNA binding
Source: RefSeq, a predicted model, not a curated record